AACACACCCAUGGAACAUUUUUAUUUUAUAAUUUCAUUCGGGCUUUGGCCACUUUUUUCUUGUACAAAAAAAAAAUAAAAAAAAAUUGAACCUUCCUGACUCAAAGUCUCAAACAGUGGUUGAUGAUUCUUGUUUGUGUAUUUUGGAUAACUACUCAUCUCAAAAAACAUACAGUUUAUGGGUUUUUUUUUCCCCCUUACUACAAAAAUGAAAAGUAUAAUAAACACACCAACAUACACUUUUUACAUAUGGUUAUGUAUGUAACUAGUAAAUUUACAUCAUGCACAUAUUUUCUUCUUCUUCUUCCCACAAUAUGCAUAAAAUUAUGUAUAUGUGAGAAGAGGACAAGAAGUAGGAAAUUUACCACUUCCGGUUUGAAACCACCACCAAAAGAACAAAAACCAAAACAGCAGAAGGCAGAGAAUAGAGACAUACAUAUAAAGACAGACAACAGUGGGAGGAGGAAGAAGAAGAAGAAGAAGCAAGCAAAGAGAGGGAGAGAGAGACAAUAGCCCACCACAGAGCACUCAAAAAACCCCUCAAUUAUUUUGGGCCCAACCCCACUCCACUGGUUUGCCUUCAUCUCCCUAAACCCCCAUAAAAGCCAUACAUAAUCAUCAUUCUUCCUCCCCCCAAAAGCUCCUCCUUACUUCUUCUUCCCUCCCUUCUUCUCCUUCUCUUUCUCUUCUCAAGUCAACCCAUCUACAUUCAUUUUGACCCCCUCACAACAUAACCAAUUCAUUUUUCUUCUUCUUCUUUUUCCUCUUUCUUUUUUUUCUUUUUUAAAAAAGAAUGAAAAGAAGAAUGCCUCUCCCUUUCGGACAUCCGCCGUACCUUUUGCUUCUAUUGCUGGCGGCGGUGGUGCCGCAGCUGCUUUCAGCAGCUGCGGUCACCCCCGGGAAAACCACCUCCUCCGGCCAUGCAUUUCCUUACCCACCUUACGAGCACUUCCCCGUGCGAGACACCAUUUUAGCCACCAAAAUCACCAAGCUCCAUCAACUACACCCCGACGACCACCAUCAAUUAGAUUCUCUUUCCGAUGAAUCAUCAUCAUUGUCGUCAUCCCCACCUCACGAUCUUCAUCAAGCCCGUGGUAAAAAUAAAAAUGGGACCACCGCAUUGAUCAAGUCCAAGCUCAAAAUUUUCCACAGGGAUAAGCUUGGAUAUUCCCAUUUCAUUGAUCACAAAGACCGAUUCCUCGCCCGCAUGAAACGCGACGCCGCCCGGGUCGCUGCCAUCAUCAAACAGGUAUCCGGCGGCGGCGUCCACAAAAAUGGGGGGGUCUACGAAGAGGAGAAAUUCGGGACGGAGGUGAUUUCCGGGAUGGAGCAGGGCAGCGGUGAGUAUUUUGUCCGAAUCGGCGUCGGGAGCCCGGCCAGGAACCAAUACAUGGUGAUUGAUUCCGGCAGUGAUAUCGUGUGGGUACAGUGCCAGCCUUGUAACCUCUGUUAUCAUCAGUCGGACCCGGUGUUCGACCCGUCUCUUUCGGCUUCCUUUUCUGGGGUGUCCUGCGGGUCAUUCUUAUGUGAUAAGGUCGAGAACUCGGGUUGCAAUUCGGGAAGGUGCAAGUAUGAGGUCCAGUAUGGAGAUGGGUCGUACACCAAGGGCACCAUGGCCUUGGAGACUCUGUCUUUCGGAGGGACCGUGGUCCGGAAUGUGGCGAUCGGGUGCGGGCAUAGAAACCGGGGCAUGUUUGUUGGGGCUGCUGGGUUGUUGGGUCUUGGAGGGGGAUCCAUGUCACUGGUGGGUCAACUGGGUGGCCAAACUGGUGGAGCCUUUAGUUACUGUCUCGUGAGCCGGGGAACCAGCUCGACGGGUUCCUUAGAGUUCGGGCUCGGAGCUUUGCCCGUUGGAGCUGCUUGGGUGCCUUUACUCAGGAACCCACGGGCCCCGAGUUUCUAUUACAUCGGACUAUCCGGGCUUGGGGUUGGAGGCAUGCAGCUUCCCAUACCCGAACAAGUCUUCCAGUUAUCCGAGUUGGGGGACGGCGGGGUUGUCAUGGACACCGGAACCGCCGUCACGAGGCUUCCCGGGGAGGCCUACGUCACGUUCCGGGAUGCAUUCAUCGCGGAGACCGCCAACUUGCCUCGCGCAGCCGGUGUCUCCAUAUUCGAUACCUGCUAUAACUUGAACGAGUUUGUAACGGUUCGGGUACCGACUGUUUCGUUCUUCCUGUCGGGCGGGCCGAUCCUGACCCUUCCGGCUAGGAACUUCCUAAUCCCGGUUGAUGAAAGGGGUACCUUCUGUUUUGCAUUUGCCCCUUCUUCAACCAAACUUUCCAUAAUAGGCAACAUCCAGCAAGAAGGCAUUCAAAUUUCCUUCGACGGAGCCAAUGAAUUCGUGGGAUUCGGUCCAAACGUUUGCUGAUAAUCACACCUU
Oldenlandia corymbosa var. corymbosa is the source of this 2379-nucleotide messenger RNA. The record is from the annotation of a GenBank genome assembly. NCBI's taxonomy places the organism in Eukaryota, Viridiplantae, Streptophyta, Magnoliopsida, Gentianales, Rubiaceae.